AUGGACCUUAGACAAAAAGUGUUGACUGCUUCUAAUAGAGCCAAAGCUGGACUUAAAUACAACCCUGAGCUCGUGCAGACACAGUUUUUGCAAACUAUUCUGACUGGAUUACAAGAUGAUGCUGUAAGAGUGGACAUUAAACAGUACCUGCAGGACGCUACUGUUAGUGAUGAAGUGCUGCUUGAGAAAAUGAGCGCUGCCUACAGUGUUGAACUCGAAAGAAGGAAUAAACUUUCAACCAGACAAAAGAGCAUCAAAGUGGCUUCAGUUCAGGAAGAGGAUAACUGCAAAAAUGAAAAUACUGGAAGCUCAAAGAAAAGCAAAAACCAGACAGAAAAGCCAAACCCAAUUGUGGAAAAGCUGGAAGCUAAUAACAAGGUUAUUUGUGAGGCUAUCCAAAAUCUUUCAACACAAGUUGCUAAUUUGACUCAGGCAAAAGUGAAAACUGAAGACAAAAACAUAAGAAGUAAACCAUAUUAUUCAAGUGCUACCAGAAAGAGCCCCAGAAAAUGUCGUCAAUGUGAACAGUCAAACCCAGAAGGAAAAUGUACACACUGUUUUAAAUGUGGAAGCAGUGAACAUUGGGCUGUUGGUUGUCGAAAAAAGAAAGACUCAACAGUUAAUGUCAAUAAAAUUGAGGAGAAGACAGCAAAACUAAUAGGACGCAGAAACCUUGUCCAGUGCAACAUUGGAGGAGUUCCAGUCACAGCUCUUUGGGACACCGGAUCACAAGUGUCAAUUGUGGAUCUAAAUUGGAAAAAAGAACAUCUACCAGACGCCGACGUUCGAUCAGUGAGUGAACUUCUUGAGGAAGGUAUGUUAGAUCUUUCUGCAGCAAAUGGGACUGAGAUACCUUAUGAGGGUUGGGUAGGAGUUGAGUUUAGCCUUACAGAAAACAGAGACAGUGAACUGUUAGUACCAUUUCUUGUAAGCUCUCAGCCAAUCGCCAAGCCAAUAGUGGGUUUCAAUGUCAUAGAAGAACUUGCAAAGUCCAACAUAUCAACAGAUAGGACUCUCCCCAACAAGUUUUUGCACAGCCUUGGGUCAGCAUUAGAUGUAGGACACAAAAAAGCAAAAGCAGUGUUCUCUGUGUUAAGUAAAGAGAAAUCUAUUUCGGAGAAUCAAACAAUAAAGAACAAAUCCUCAAAGAAAGGUUCUUCACAGUUGCCACCAUCUCAGUGGAUGCGUCAGAGGAAGGUCUUGGGGCUGUCCUUUAUCAAAGGCAGGAUGGAGCAUUAA
This is a messenger RNA of Cyprinodon tularosa, 1239 nucleotides long. RefSeq lists its product as uncharacterized. The transcript is spliced from 4 exons. The record is from RefSeq and is a predicted model, not a curated record. Bases 1 to 1239 code for a protein of 412 amino acids. Lineage: Eukaryota; Metazoa; Chordata; Actinopteri; Cyprinodontiformes; Cyprinodontidae.